Messenger RNA from Melanotaenia boesemani (Boeseman's rainbowfish), 1684 nucleotides. RefSeq names its product NBL1, DAN family BMP antagonist (gene nbl1). Gene Ontology annotation, biological process: animal organ morphogenesis. NCBI's taxonomy places the organism in Eukaryota, Metazoa, Chordata, Actinopteri, Atheriniformes, Melanotaeniidae. The transcript is spliced from 4 exons. The record is from RefSeq and is a predicted model, not a curated record. Gene Ontology annotation, molecular function: BMP binding; receptor ligand activity. The coding region runs from base 453 to 1043 and encodes 196 amino acids.
CCGUUUUCUUUCGCACAGAAACGGCACAGCAGGACGCCUGUCUGAGGGCUCAACCGCGCCUAACCCUUGCAUGAGAGUUUUACAACAAAAGACAACAACUUGGAAAGUGUUUUUCAGUGGAGUUGCAGGGGAAUUUAACACUGGACGGGAAGAGAACAAAGGGGAGGGACGGUCUGAGCUGAUGGACUCGGAGAUGAGAUAGUGUUCUGCCCUAGCUCUCCAUCCUUCCCCCCGUGGUCGGACGGACGGUUUUCUCUCUUUUCCGGAUGAUGUAACUGUUUUAUGACAGGCUGAGCUCGGAUAGUCUUCGUACAUUUUUUUUUCUUUGAAAAAAUCAGCUCACGGGUGAUACCCGACGACGACCCGCAUCCUCUGUGUUUUUAGAGCUUCGUCCAGGUUUCGACUCGGCUCAGCGGGACGUUGCGCAGAGUUCAAACCGGCUGUUCCCGGCGAUGAUGAGCAGCGGUGCAGUCAUGUGGCAGAGGAUUCAAAUUUGCUGCGCACUGUUUGCACUGUAUUCAGCGGCACCACCUGCACACAUCAACCGCCUGGCGCUGUUCCCCGACAAGAGCGCUUGGUGCGAAGCCAAGAACAUCACACAGAUAGUUGGGCACACAGGAUGUCAGCCUCGCUCUAUUCAAAACAGAGCUUGUCUGGGCCAGUGUUUCAGCUACAGCGUUCCCAACACAUUUCCACAGUCAACCGAAUCUCUGGUGCACUGUGACUCCUGCAUGCCUGCCCAGACACAGUGGGAAGUGGUGACUCUGGAUUGUCCAGGCAGUGAGGAGUCUCCUCGGGUGGAUAAGCUGGUGGAAAGGAUCUUCCACUGCAGCUGCCAGUCGUGCAGUAAGGAAGGCGCCCAGGAGGGGGCGGUGAUGCAGCUGUAUCCAGCAGACAACACCCUGGAUUCAGCUUCGUCUUUAUCUGACACCCUCAGCGGAGUUCAGUCUCACUCUCUGCCCCAUUCAGAUUCACACUCUAAUAAGCACGUCAAGCUUCACACAGACCAUCACACACUACCGCAUACAUCAGACGGGGGGUAGGACUGACACCUUUUAGUCCAAAUAUUUGACUUUGCUCAAAUCUGCUGCCCUCUCUGCUCUCCUCCACACUGCACCCGUUGUACCUGUCCGUAGUAUUGUAAAGGCACUUUGAAGAUAUGACUUCACUUCAUAUUAAAAUCUUUCUCUAAAGGUACACACACACACACACACACAUACACACACAGUCAUGCUAUCAGAAUGCACGCAAUUGCAUAUAAACAUAUACAAACACCAGUCUAGCACUCUUGUUUGCUAAUUAACUCAUUGUGUGUGCUUUUUUGCAUCCAGACGUGACUGUAGUAUGUGAAUAAACUGUAGUCUGUUAAUCUGCUUUGAAGCAAUAAAUUCUGUGGUUGUGAGUGACGUGUCUGGUGUCAUGUUCAUACACAUGAAAGUCAAAUGAAACGAAAGUCAAAGGAAAGUUUGUUUCUGUGUUGUCUGAAAGACUUCACCACAGUUUCCUCUCAAGAACAAAGCUUUGACUGUGUUAUCUGGCACAUGGUCUGGAUCUCUUUCAUAGACAAAACUCAGCCAUGAACAAAGAUUUAAUAGAUGCUGCUGCAUUAUGGGAAUGGAUCCUGCUGCUUGCUGCUUUAUUAGUGUGAAUCUGAUCCUGCUUUUCCACAAAGUUAAAUGAGAUG